GUACAUUGCCAUAGUUCAUCCCCUAAAAGCCAAUAUACUGUGCAACCGACGUAACACCUUGAUUGGAAUCGCCUGUAUUUGGCCAUUGUCAGCUGCAUUCGCAAUUCCCAUUCCCAUUUUUAACGUCAUUGGCACCCCUCCUAACGCAACUGAUGCGAAAUGUGCUACAAGGUUCCCGGGCAAUCAUGGCAGCAUUUUUUCUGCCUGGAAGUAUGCGGAAAUGACAUUGUGGUACAUUGUGCCGAUGGUGAUUCUUAUUGUGCUGUACACUAUAGUAGGGCAUAGGCUUUUUGCUGGGGCGGAGGAACUUCAUGGAGGCCGAAAAGACAAAGGGGAGUCGGAUGCACUGAAAGCAAGACGAGGGGUCAUUAAGAUGCUGGUUGCUAGCGUAGUGCUCUACUUAAUCAGUUAUUCUCCUAUACAGGGGAUGUUAAUUUAUACUACAUUUCGACCGUUUCCCCUUCACAAGAGGUGGAUGUGGCACGCCUUCGUGAUCAGCCUGGUCUACGUCAACUCAGCUGCGAAUCCCAUCCUCUACUCUAUAUUCAGUCAAAAUUUUCGUCGCCGAUUCCAGCGCAUGGUUUGUUUCUGCAGCACGAAGUACAGAGCGGCGCGCUCUCUCAGCACUGCGGGGUCGUCCUGUUCUCAGACCGUUGGCCAAUGUCCUUCAAACGCAACCAAGUACAGCCUGGUGCAUCUGAACAGGGGUCAUUCAGAAGCUUAGAUGCGGCGAAGACACGCAGUGUUGCCAAUUAUGAAAAAAGAAGAGCUGACAUCUUAUUCACCCUACAGCCCGUUUUAAAAGCGAUGUGGUCCUAUCUCCACAUUAUUAAAGAUUGAAACGCGUCUGGGCAUAAGUGCUUUUCUCUUUUCAUUUACUGCUUACAGUGGCAUUUGUCAUCGUAACAUAAUGAGAUUAAUAGGUAUACAAUCAUGACAUCUUUUACAUAACCAGUGAACUACU
Molecule: messenger RNA, 964 nt
Organism: Lingula anatina
Lineage: Eukaryota; Metazoa; Brachiopoda; Lingulata; Lingulida; Lingulidae
Product: neuropeptide receptor 15-like
Biological process (GO): G protein-coupled receptor signaling pathway
Cellular component (GO): plasma membrane
Molecular function (GO): G protein-coupled receptor activity
Source: RefSeq, a predicted model, not a curated record